AUGGGCAGGAAAUUGGCGCACCAUCUGGUGCUGGCAGGCGCACUGCUUGUGCUAGCUGUCGAAAGUUUCUCGCGGGCAUUGCAAGAAGCCGAUGAUUACACCGCUCAGCAUCACCAUGCGAGGAGUCAGCACCAGCAGCAGAAUCUCCCACAUCACCACAACCACAACCAUCACGCCCAUAGGCAACGGUCGGAGCAGAGUAGAAGCCGGAACCAGACGUCCUUAAACUACUCGCUAAUAAGUGGCCCCGGGUACGGUAAUGGCGCUGGUACCGAUUAUCGGCCACCGUACCAGGGAACGGUGCAACAGCACUGGGCACAUGGACAGCCCCAAGGUGGACACCGGGAAACUCCACCCCAGCAUCGGCGCCACCAUCGUGGUCAGUCGCCGCCUCAGCAGCAACCGGGAGUGAACGGUUGGCGCAGGACAUCCAGGAAUGGUAGCAUACCCGCGGCACGUCCCGUCAACCGGAUGCUAACACGAAGUGGUACUAACCUGUCCGGAGGUUCCCGCCAGCCAUCCAACACCACCAGCAACAGAAACGUGUGCAUCGUUUACAUCCAUCCGAAGUCGGUGAUAAAGACGUACCCCAACGGCCGCUGCACGGAUCCGUCCAACUGUUCCGGGCAUCGGACGUACAUGGUGCCGGUUGCAAAGCGAGCCUGUUGCCCUGGCUGGGACACAACAACAACCGUCGCUGAUGGGUGUUUUAAGCCUGUCUGUCAAACGCCUUGCCGAAAUGGAGGUCGAUGUACUGCACCGGACCGCUGCACCUGUCCGGCAGGAUACACUGGCAGGUACUGCGAGCUGGACGUGAACGAGUGUAAGGAGCACAAACCGUGCGAUCAGACGUGCUACAAUACCGAAGGCUCGUACUACUGUACAUGCCGUGAAGGGUUUAUGCUGCAGAGCGAUCGACAAAGUUGCAAACAGAUCGUGGAAACGAACGACCUCGCUACAGAAGCGCGCGAUAUGGAGAAUGAUCUGAACGUCGACUACGACAGUCUGGAUAUUCGGUUAAGGAAGUUGGAACAGCAGAUGGCUUCCCGUGACGAUAGACAGGAGCUUAACAAAAAGAUCCAAUACGCGAUGGAUGCUGUUUCGGUGCUAAAGUCACAGGUCUCACGAUUGAGCCAACGAAUAUUUCCCUCGGUAAAUUAUGGUAACCGGGUACACUGA
Molecule: messenger RNA, 1179 nt
Organism: Anopheles marshallii
Lineage: Eukaryota; Metazoa; Arthropoda; Insecta; Diptera; Culicidae
Gene: slow
Product: epidermal growth factor-like protein 8
Exons: 7
Coding region: 1-1179 (392 amino acids)
Biological process (GO): anatomical structure development
Cellular component (GO): extracellular region; cell surface
Molecular function (GO): signaling receptor binding; calcium ion binding
Source: RefSeq, a predicted model, not a curated record